Pistacia vera is the source of this 561-nucleotide messenger RNA. RefSeq lists its product as uncharacterized. NCBI's taxonomy places the organism in Eukaryota, Viridiplantae, Streptophyta, Magnoliopsida, Sapindales, Anacardiaceae. The record is from RefSeq and is a predicted model, not a curated record. Bases 47 to 259 code for a protein of 70 amino acids. The transcript has 2 exons.
CUUCCUCUUGUAGACCAUUUUCUUUUAAGCAGCUUGGACGUUCUCAAUGAAUCGAGCACGGAAUGUCAUUGUGGCUGCUGGCUUAGUGGCUUUCGCUGGAGCAGGCUUGGCAUUUCCCUUUUACAUGGCGUCAUCAAGGAAAGGGCCAGUGAUUGACUCAUCAAAGCCACUGCCACCACAAGCAACUUUUCGAGGGCCUUACAUAAACACUGGCUCACGUGACAUUGGACCCGACCAUCAAACUUAUCCAAAGAAAUGAUUCAUCAUGUGAAAGAUUUUUUCUGGAUGGAAGUAACCCUUGCGCGUUCAUCUGUGUGCUUUCUGAGUUGAAGUUUCUGAAAUUUGGUCUCUCAGACUCAUGGAGCUGGACCAAGAGAUCUAAUUGUUUUAUCUCAUCUAGAUGAGCAAUAUUGAGACUGAUUCAUGGUCAUCAAUAUUUUAAAAUUUGGAAUUGACAGUGAGUAUAAAAUUUCUUUGUAUAAGAACUGUAAGGUGAAAAUAUACUAGUUAAAGCUUAAUAUCUAAUAUAAAUAAACUGUUAUGCGUUCUUUAUUGAGUAUU